This is a messenger RNA of Umbelopsis ramanniana AG, 2581 nucleotides long. RefSeq lists its product as uncharacterized. The transcript is spliced from 14 exons. The coding region runs from base 50 to 2248 and encodes 732 amino acids. Gene Ontology annotation, biological process: regulation of DNA-templated transcription. Gene Ontology annotation, cellular component: cytoplasm; Ino80 complex. Lineage: Eukaryota; Fungi; Mucoromycota; Umbelopsidomycetes; Umbelopsidales; Umbelopsidaceae. The record is from RefSeq and is a predicted model, not a curated record.
GCGAACCUGAACGUAACGGGGUCUGUAUACCUUGCUCUGGCCAGCAAUCAUGGAAGACGACGACUUUAUUGAACAGCCAAUUUAUGCUAUAAGCGAAAAGACGUCUUCGACCCAGUAUUCCCCGUCGACUGAUUACCGUUCCAAGUUCAAAGGCUCUUCCACUCCCAUUGUAAUCGACAACGGUUCAUAUAAUUGUAGAGCUGGAUGGGGUUCCGAAAAAUCUCCUAGAUUUGUUUUCGACAACUUGGUUGCAAGAUACCGCGACCGUAAAAAUAAUGUUAGCGUGGUUGCUGUUGGCCCAGAAAUAUAUGCUGAUCCGGCUGCAAAGGCGACAGCACGAUCUCCGUUCGAUUCCAACGUUGUUUGUGACAUGGAACGUAUGGAGCAUGUGUUGGACUAUAUCUUCCUCAACCUAGGUAUCGAUACGCCCACCAUUGGCCAUCCUAUUUUGAUGACAGAACCAGCGUGCGUUCCCAAGAGUAGCCGAAAAAUGAUGACGGAGUUGCUCUUCGAAUGCUAUUCUGUUCCAUCAGUUUCGUACGGUAUAGAUUCAUUAUUCAGUUUCUAUGCUAAUCAAGACAAAAAGAAUGGAGACGGUAUAGUCAUCUCUGCUGGCCAUACUGCAACGCACAUCAUUCCUGUCAUUGGCGGUAAAGGUGCUUUGGAUAGAACCAAAAGACUAUCUUACGGUGGCACGCAAGCAUCUGAGUACAUGCUGAAACUGAUGCAACUCAAGUAUCCCACUUUUCCUACAAAAGUCACAUCUGCCCAAGCUCAGCAAUUGAUGCACGAACACAUAUUUGUCGCCGAGGAUUAUCAGCAAAUUUUGACAGAUAUCGAAAAUAGACAACAAUUUCAAAAGAUAGACCGUAUCGUGCAAUUCCCCUUCAGCCCACUGGUCGUUGAAACGAAAACUGAAGAGGAACUCGCAAGGCAGGCUGCCAGGAAGGAGGAAAAUGCUAAGCGACUUAGAGAGGCAGCGGCGAAAUCACGCUUGGAAAAGCUUGUUCAACGAGAGCAACAGCACGAGGCAUUUACAGUUCUAAAGGAAAUGAAAGGCACAGUCAAGAAAGUAGAAUGGCUUGCACAGUUGAAGGAAUCUGGUUUUGAUAAUGAGGCGGAUUUGGACGCAACUAUUAAAAAGUUGGAAGAGGGCAUUCAGCGAGCGAGAAACAAGGAGCUAGGCAUCGACGAGAACGAUGACAAACCUCCUACAUUCCCUCUAUUAGAUAUUCCUGAUGACCAGCUAUCUGAAGCAGACAAAAAAGAGAAAAAGAAGCAGCGCUUAUUGAAGGCUGGUUAUGAUGCUCGACAGAGAGCCAAAAAGGCAAAGGAAGAGGACAAAGCACGUCAGGCAGAAAUUGCUCGAUUGGACGAAGAGCGACGUAUGAACCACCCUGAUGAAUGGCUUUCAGAUCUCAAGGAAAAACGAAAGGCAACAGUUGAGCGGAUCAAGACUAAGAAGCGCUUGGCUUCCGAGCUAGCGGACAGACGUAGUCAUGCCUCUCAGCUAAGAAUGAGAUCCAUAGCUAGCUUAGCAAGUGAUACACCAGCAUCUAAGCGGCGGAAACGUGGAGCUGAAGAGGAUACGUUCGGUGCGGAUGAUGAGGACUGGAUGGUCUAUCGAGAAAUUAAUCGCGAAGAAGAGUCUGAAGAUGAAGAAGAGGAUAUGGCAUCACUCAACCACUACGAGUCACUUUUAUUGCAACAUGAUCCCGACUUUUUGCCUGAGCAUGCGUUUGAAGCAGAACAAGAUCCAACCAACACUCUCCUUCACCUACUAAAGCAUGGCAUGUAUCCAAAGUAUGACGCACAAGAUGUCGGCCAGUCCCAUCAGCUACACGUUAACGUAGAGCGGGUGAGAGUACCAGAGGUUCUAUUUCAACCUAGCAUCAUUGGACUGGAUCAAGCUGGCCUGGUAGAUAAUAUCAACGAUAUUGUUCGAGUAUACGAUGCCUCACGCAAGCAAAGCAUUGUCAAGAAUGUAUUCGUCACUGGCGGCUUUGGUCUCAUGCCUGGACUUGCCCCAAGAUUAGAAAAAACUUUCCAAGAAAACUUCAAUGUUGGAUGGAAUAUUAGAGUUAAGACAGCUUCUAAUCCUACGGAAGAUGCAUGGCGCGGAGCAGCAGAAUUCUCAAUGAACGAUGAAUUUUCUAAAUUGUCAAUAAGCAAGGCUGAAUAUGAAGAGUAUGGUGGAGAAUACAUCAAAGAGCAUGGCUUAGGAAACGUGUUUCGAUCAUCGUCAUAAGAGACAUUCAUAUCAUGUUAAUAAAAUAUAAUUAAAAUAAACCGUAACCAGGGUGUAGUGAAGAAUGAACUAUUCGUAGUCAGGCUCUGAUUCUGGCUUAACGGCUGGAUCAAUGCCAAUGCUCUUCAUCUUAACAGCUAUUUCAAACAGGUAGUCAUAGCAUUCGCACAUAGUCUUUGCCUUUUCCCAUGAUUCUAGAAUCCGUGAAAUAUCAUUUAGUUUCCUCCAUGGUACCAAAUAAACAGCAAGUUGGUAGAACUUACCGCCCCAAACGUAAACACCGUGUCGUCUAACCAAGACUGCGCACGUGUCUGGAUACUUCUCCAUAGCCUG